Lactuca virosa is the source of this 2424-nucleotide messenger RNA. The record is from the annotation of a GenBank genome assembly. Lineage: Eukaryota; Viridiplantae; Streptophyta; Magnoliopsida; Asterales; Asteraceae.
AUGGGGAGGCUUUCGGCAACCAAAAUUGUACUUGAAUCGCUUACAGAGAAGGUUUAUAUGUCUUCGGUGGUUGGAUUCAAUUAUUUGUUUGGUAGAAAGACAGAAAAACGUUACAAAUGGGAAGAAUUUAAAAAUGAUGUUGAAUCAGGGAACUCUGUUUAUCCUCUUGUUCUUAUUCAAAUUCCAAUGUUCAAUGAAAGAGAGGUUUAUCAGCUUUCAAUUGGAGCUGCAUGUGGGCUUUCAUGGCCUUCUGAUCGUAUUGUAAUUCAAGUUCUUGAUGAUUCAACAGAUCCAGUGAUCAAGGACAUGGUAGAAGUGGAGUGUCAUAAAUGGGCAGGCAAAGGUACAAAUAUACAUUACCAAGUGAGAGACAAUCGAAAGGGUUACAAAGCAGGUGCACUUAAAGAAGGUCUAAAACAUGGUUAUGCUAAUGAAUGCGAGUAUGUGGUAAUCUUUGAUGCUGAUUUUCAGCCUGAAUCUGACUUUCUUUGGAAAACAAUUCCAUUUCUUCAUCAUAACUCUGAAAUCGGACUUGUUCAAGCUCGUUGGAAGUUUGCAAACUCAGAUGAAUGCUUAAUGACAAGGAUGCAAGAGAUGUCACUUAACUACCACUUCAAAGUUGAACAAGAAUUUGGUUCAUCUACUCAUGCAUUCUUUGGCUUCAAUGGGACUGCUGGAGUUUGGCGAAUGGCUGCGCUUAAUGAGGCCGGGGGAUGGAAGGAUCGUACCACAGUGGAAGAUAUGGAUCUAGCAGUUAGAGCUAGUCUUAAAGGUUGGAAGUUCUUGUACCUUGGUUUAAUAAAGGUCAAGAACGAAUUACCAAGUGUAUUCAAAGCCUAUCGAUUCCAACAACAUCGUUGGUCUUGUGGUCCAGCAAACCUUUUCAGGAAAAUGAUUUAUGAGAUCAUGAUGAAUAAGAAAGUUGCAUUGUGGAAAAAGCUACAUGUGAUAUAUAGUUUCUUCUUCGUAAGAAAGAUCGUAGCUCAUAUUGGUACGUUCGUGUUGUAUUGUGUUGUAAUCCCUGCAAGUGUGUGGAUACCAGAAGUCGAGGUUCCAAUAUGGGCUACAGUUUACAUCCCUACAGUUAUCACCAUUCUCAAUGCUGUGGCAACUCCAAGGUCAUUUUAUCUGGUUGUAUUCUGGGUCGUCUUUGAGAAUGUAAUGGCCCUCCAUAGAACUAAGGCUACAUUUAUCGGACUUUUUGAGACUCAAAGAGUGAAUGAAUGGGUUGUCACUGAAAAGCAUGGAGAUGCUUCCAAGGCUAAAAGUGCGAUCACACACCAACGAAGACUUGGACUGAAACUAAGCGAUAGGCUUCUUAUGCUAGAGUUUUGCAUGGGCAUUAUCCUAUUCAUCUCUGGUUGCUAUGAUCUUGCAUAUGGAAAGUAUUACUACUACAUUUACUUGUAUCUACAAGCUAUAGCUUUUGUUGUAACUGGUUUGGGUUAUGUUGGCACCCACAUUCCCAACUCUUAAAUGAUGUUCUAUAUCAACUUGUUCGAUCGACUAUCAUUUUAUCUUUGUGCCUAAGUCCUUAUGUAAUUUUCUACACCAUACAAUGUUGUUAGAGAAAAAUAAAACUUUCUUUUACUUUGUACGAUUGUUACCUUUGUAUGUAAACAAAAAAAAGCAUGAUAGUUCCCCACACAAAAAAGUACACAAGGACAACAAAAAUAAGCAAAUGUUAGGUGUGGCUUCAUAAAAUAUUAUAAGGUAGAUAUGUUAAUUUGUAAUUAUUGGAUUAUUGGAUUAUAUAGAUUGUGUUUUGAAUAUUUUAUUCAUGUUUCGUUGUAUAUGUAAUCUUUAUUGUUAUAAGUAAUUCUGUAAAUUAAAGGUACUUAUAAUUUUGGUUUAUAUCAGUAUAUCUUUACCUUAAUCAUGGAUGAUAUUUCAUGUGAAAUCCAAGGGGAAGUUCCUUGGUAUAUGCUUUUUUUUCCGAUGACAUAGUGUAGGUAGGUGAAACUAGAAGAGAGUUGAAUGCUUUGUUGGAAACAUGGAGGGCAUUUCUAGAAGAGAAAGGGUUACAUACCAACGCGCUUAAAAUAAAGUACCAUUUGUGCAAUUUUAGUGGGGAGACAAAUAAUGAAGGAAUAAAGAUAAGCAUAAGGAAACAAGAUCUUCUCCAUAUGGAAAACUCCAACUAUUUAGGGGCAAUGAAACAUAAGGGAUGGGGUAUGGAGGUAGAUGUCACAUAUCAUAUAAAGGUAAGUUGGUUAAAGUGGGGAUGGUUACUAAAGUUAUGUAUGAUAGGAAGGCUCCGUUGAAACCAAGGGGAAAGUUUUAUAAUGUAGUUGCUAGGCUAGCCACAAUAUUUUGAAUCGAAUGUUGGCCGAGUAAGAAAGACCACGAGAGAAAGAUGGAAGUAACAGGGAUGAUAAUGGUUAGGUGGAGGUGUGGUAGUGAAACAUCCAAAAAUAUGGUCCA